Messenger RNA from Ostreobium quekettii, 1404 nucleotides. The record is from the annotation of a GenBank genome assembly. NCBI's taxonomy places the organism in Eukaryota, Viridiplantae, Chlorophyta, Ulvophyceae, Bryopsidales, Ostreobiaceae.
AUGGCCACCCUGGCGGGCCUGGCCCUGGUCCACCUGCUGGCCACCGGCGUGAUGCAGAGCGGCGCCGCGCCAUCGCCGUGGCCGUCACACGUGGCCAGGGGAAUCAUGGCUCGCGCUCGGGCGCGCUUUCCGGGAGGCAGGCGGCAUGAGAUCGCCAAUAUGCCAUCCUGCGCGGAUUACGCGAAGGGCGUGAUCGAGCCGUUCACGGGCGAGUACGCGAUGUAUAGAGAAAAAGUUGAGGUUGAGGAGGGUGGGGGGCGCGAUGGGGGCGGCACGUUCUUCAGGUGGGAGGGGGAGAUUGAAAAGGACGAUGUGGAGAGGCUGGAGAGUUGCUGGUACUGUGGAGGCACUGCGGCGUUCAAGGUUGUGGAGGGGCGGCUGUACGUGCGGCGGUCGGGCCGCGGAUGGGGGGAGCUGUGGGAGAAGCCGGAGCUGGAAGUCAGAUACCAGGCAGCGGUGGAGAUGCUGCUGAUGACCCUGCACCUGUUUGCAAUACCCAACGUGGAUUUCAUCGUAAAUCUGGAGGACAGAAACUACUGUGGCAUGCCGGCGCUGACGUACGGGCCCAACCCUGGCUGCCAGAAGGCUGGCUUUGCAAUGCCUUCCUGGUCCACAUACAUAAACUCAAGGGGGCCGCAGCAGCUGGAAGCAAUGUUCGAAUGCCUGCAGACUAAGUACCCACGUAAAGGACGAGCAAGGAGGGCUGUAUGGCGGGGCUCCACAACUGGGUUCUCCUCACUCAACACAUCGAACUACAUGAUGAACACACGUGUGCGGCUGGCCUUCCUGGGGCGGUUCAACACUCACCUCAUGGAUGCUGGGCUAUCAUCCUACGUGCAGUUGAAUCGAAGCGACGAGCACGUUGUAGAGGUCUUGGAGAGAGACGUGCCCCUUGUACCGAGAAUCGAAAUGGACGACUUCAACGACUUCGAAGUGAUCAUAGACCUUGACGGCAAUGCGUGGAGCGACAGAUUCUCCCAGCUGGUGGUCUUCAACACGCCCCUCUUUAAGCAGGACUCCACCACAAGCAAGGAGUACUAUGGCCACCUCAUGAGGAACGGCACCCACGUCGUGUAUUUUAAAGAAGACUUGUCUGAUUUUCUGCCCCGGCUGAGCACACUGCUCGCCAGGUGUCACACAGACCCAAGGUACUGCAAUCGGCUGGUCACAAACAUGCAGCAGUUUGCGCGAGAGCACCUGAGUCACCUGGGGGUGAUGCGCGCGACGGCCCAUGCACUGGUCGAGGUGGCCAAGAGGAUCUCAUGGACACCCGAAUUGGAUGACGCCUACACGGAGAUCCCCAAGAACACCUGCUGCUCGAUGAACCCCACGUUCCCCCAAGAACUGGUUGACAGGGUCUCGCCGACGGAAAUGGUGGACAGCGCCGUCGCAGAACACUUGUAA